AUGUUAUCCAAAUUCAUUUUCGCGGGCGCAACCCUAGUGGCGCUCUCCGGCCUAGCCAAUGCCCAGACAAACAUCACCGAGAAAGACUGCGCCUCCACAUCCGAGUACUCAAAGUGCAACAGGGAUGUCGCGGACAAGUGGAGCUCCUGUCUCCGAGGCUGCAACGGCAAUGGCAACUGUGCCGUGGAUUGUGGCUGCGAGUCCCACCAGAAGUAUAUAAAUUGUAUGGCGGAGUCAUGCUGGAACCAGGUCUACUCCUGCAAAUACCAGCUCUUCGUCCAGCAAUACUUCGCCGUCUGCCCAAGCGCCAAAGAACCAAUCCCCUUCUGGCCACCCCCGGCGAACGCCCCAAACCGCUGCUCCUGCGAUCUAGGCAAAGUCACCCAAACAACCCUCUCAUCCCGCAACCAGCAGAUAAAAUGCAUGCGCGACGUCACCGACAAACUCACCGCAGACAUCGGCAACAUCCCCGACCUAUCGAAUCUAAACAACGGUCUUGAUAUCGCCAACCGCGCCUCGGACUGCGCCUGCUGCGGAGCCAGUGCUAGUAUCUCCGCCUCAUGGGAUAUCUGCCCACACACCAACCCCACCCUCGCCGGCGUAGGAAUGUGGGAUGUCUUCUUCCCCUCCGACCUCCCAAACCUAUACACCUCCCUCCCGAACUGGGCAUGGUCGUCAUGCGACGCAACGCUCCAGGAUACGAAGUGCCGGGACCUUGGAUUCACAGAUAUAGACAAGUUCUAUAAGCCAGGCGAUUUCCCUAAGAACGGUACUUCGACUCUGUAUGAAGUUGGUGGAACAGUUUCGGCGCCGCCCAGUGGGACUGUGCUUGUUUGGUCGCAGGCUUCGACUACUUAUACCGUUUCGGCGACGGGGUAUGAUCAGAAGGCUGUUGCUAGUCAGAGUGAGUAUCGUGCUACGGCUACUGGGAGUGAUGUGGCGUUUGCGACGCAGACUUCUGAUAGUGGGGCUGGGGUUGUGAGGGGUGGUGUUGGGGCUGUUGUGGCUGCUGUUUUUGCGGUUGCUAUGUUGUGA
This is a messenger RNA of Penicillium griseofulvum, 1035 nucleotides long. RefSeq lists its product as uncharacterized. The coding region runs from base 1 to 1035 and encodes 344 amino acids. The transcript is spliced from 3 exons. Lineage: Eukaryota; Fungi; Ascomycota; Eurotiomycetes; Eurotiales; Aspergillaceae. The record is from RefSeq and is a predicted model, not a curated record.